This is a messenger RNA of Tetrahymena thermophila SB210, 1008 nucleotides long. RefSeq lists its product as hypothetical. The record is from RefSeq and is a predicted model, not a curated record. Lineage: Eukaryota; Ciliophora; Oligohymenophorea; Hymenostomatida; Tetrahymenidae. The transcript has 2 exons.
AUGGAAAACUAACUUUUAGAGCAGUUUAAGAAUUAUUUAUAUUAAUAUCGUUAUGAAGAAAACGAGUACAUUUAGAGCAUGUUUUUAGAAAGAUCGUUUAAGUAUGUCGAGUUAGAGUAUAAGGAUUCGUUGACAAAUAAUAAAAUACUUAAUUUUCCUGUUUAUUCAGCUUUGUGUAUCAAUAAAUAAACAGCUGCUAUAUGUUUAUUUGAUAUAUCAACUAUGUUUAAUAUAUUGUUUCCUACAUAAAAAGAAAAAGAUGAAUUUGAAUACCUAAUUACUAGCUAAACAGCUGUAUGCCCUUGUUGCAACGAAUAGAUUUCUUUCAACUUUUUAAUAUAUGAUAGUUUUUUAGCUAAUUUUCAUGAAUAAAUCUCAAAAAAAUAAUCAUAAUUAAAUGAAGCCCCGCUUCUCAAGUUAGAGAAAAUUAGAAAUUAGAGUUCAGUAAAGUAUAAUCUGGUCAAUAGUUAGCAAAUUGAAUACCAGGGAAUUGUAAAAAUAAAUGAAAAAGUUAAUCACUUCUCAAUAGACCAAUAUUAAAGAAUGUAGCACGAUUUAGAAAAAGAAAUUGAUUAAUUAUAAGAAAAAAAGGAUUAUCAAUCAAAAGAGAGUCAGUAGUAGAUUGAAUCAGAGAUAAAAUUAAGAUAAACGAUUCAAAAUAUAAUUGCUGAUGAGCAUAAUAGAAAAGCUGAUGAGCCUUCCACUUACUUAAAAUAGGAAUAACCUUUUAGAAUAUUAAAAAUUGGUUAAGGAGAUGGUUAAGAAUAUAAAUCUGUUUAAAAUAGUAAAAUAUAUUUUUUUGCAAAUAAUAAGCUAUAUAUAGGCUAGUCUUAGCUUUAUUUAUUAAAAAGAUUCUAAAUAUUCAAUCUCUAUAUCAAAAGAAAUGAAUAAGCAAUAGGUAUUUUUUCUUUACAAAAUAACAUUUUUAGAUUUUAGCAAUUGAUUUUCUUUUAUUAAGAAAUUAGAAUAAAAAAAACUAAUCUUCUUUAUAAUUAUAAAUUUAUAUGA